GUAGCAACCUCGCGUCUUCACAUUUGAUUCUAAUUUUGCCUCCAGUUCCAACACUGCACUGCACACUGUAAGCAUCGAUAUAGUCGAGUCGUACGAGUGUUACCUUGUACGCACGACACGGGCAACAGCACGCUGCAACGACGAAUCUCAUUCACUGCUCUCGGACUGGACAUAACUACUCGACCUAAACAUUUCCGGCAGCACAACUACUUUACAAACAUGGCCAACAGGUUGGACACCGCGACUAUGGCCUCUCCUCCUUCCAUCGCGCAAGCUAAAGGUGGAAACAGAGGCGCUCCAGUCGCACCCAGCGGUAACCUGAUCAAGAGGCUGCAAUCAGAGCUCAUGGCAUUGAUGACCUCUCCGACGCCUGGCCUAUCCGCUUUUCCAUCCUCAGACAUGACAUUCUGGAACGCGACGAUCGCAGGUCCCACGGGCACACCCUACGAGAACCUCACGCUCAAGCUGACCCUCUCCUACCCGGCGAACUAUCCGUACUCACCCCCAGAGGUGCUCUUCAAGACUCCCAUCUACCACCCGAACGUAGACUUCAGCGGACGCAUCUGCUUGGAUAUUCUGAAACAAGGCGGGCAGGAUUCAGAAGGAGCGUGGAGCGCAGUACUGAACACCAGUAGUGUGCUAUUGAGCAUUCAAAGUCUGCUAGGGGAGCCAAACAACUCAUCACCACUCAACGGCGAGGCGGCGUCACUCUGGGACACGGACAUGGAAGAGUUCAAGAGGAAGGUGGUUGCUAGGCACCGAGACAUCUCUGAUGAUGCAGCUUAGAAGCAGAAGAACGGCUUCUAGCUAGCAUUCUGGCGCGUUAUUGCAUUGUCUCGUAUUGUUCAGCGGAAAUCGCCUUAGCAGGCCUGGCGUUGCAUUGAGUUCGGUUGCAUAAGGGCAGGAAGAUAGCCCAUGGUCGGAGCUCGAGGAUACCCAGAUGUGUAGGAUAGGCGGCACAGGAAGGACACGAUUUUUAUGAUCCUACGCAAUCGUCACGUUUUCGUGGUCCCCU
Cercospora beticola is the source of this 1015-nucleotide messenger RNA. RefSeq lists its product as uncharacterized. The record is from RefSeq and is a predicted model, not a curated record. NCBI's taxonomy places the organism in Eukaryota, Fungi, Ascomycota, Dothideomycetes, Mycosphaerellales, Mycosphaerellaceae.